Messenger RNA from Aspergillus melleus, 1104 nucleotides. RefSeq lists its product as uncharacterized. The record is from RefSeq and is a predicted model, not a curated record. The transcript is spliced from 6 exons. Lineage: Eukaryota; Fungi; Ascomycota; Eurotiomycetes; Eurotiales; Aspergillaceae. Bases 1 to 1104 code for a protein of 367 amino acids.
AUGGCCGCCGACAGCUUGACAAUCGAGACGUUUACCGAGUAUGCACUUGGCAUGUGCUUUCUCCUUCUGCGACUUUACGCCAGAAUCAAGUAUGUCGGGCUUCGGUCCCUGGGGAUGAGCGAUGCCCUUGCGAUCAUGGCAAUGAUCUUUUGGACGAUGCAAACCGUUAUCAUCCACCUCCUCAGUAUUUUCGGUAACAAUAUCGGGCUUAACGAGCAGACCGCCAUGCAGGUACCUGAGUCCAAGGUGCCUGAUAUGAUCCUCGGGUCCAAACUCGCGUUCAUGAACUGGAUUUGGUAUCUGUGCUACAUCUGGUGUCUCAAAGGAGUGCUCUUGUGUCUUUACCAUAAGAUGACCGAUGGGACCUCGUGGCAUCGUUUGGUCCACGCGGCUUCGAUCUUCUGUGUCAUCACUUGGUUGGCAUGCAUGCUGACGCAUAUCUGCGUCUGCACCCCCAUCCCUCGAAACUGGCAGAUCAAGCCCUAUGCAGGAGAUAACUGCACUCUUCGGACGCCCAACUACAUAGUGAUCGCGGUCCUCAACGUGGCGUCCGAUCUCGUGUGUCUCAUCAUUCCCAUUCCCGUCCUCGCUAAGCUUCAAAUCCCUCUCGCGCGCAAGCUGGUCCUCGUCGUGCUGUUCUCUUCCGGCCUAUUCAUUAUGAUCUGUACCAUCCUGCGGGCCUACUACUCGCUGAAGAGUAUCUCGACGCUCUCGAUUGCUCUCGGCUGGGCCGAUCGCGAAUGCUUCGUCGCCGCCAUGGUCGCAUCGCUGCCAGGCAUCAAACCGCUCUUCCGAAACACCGGCUGGUUCGGCUCGACGAACCGUGGCAAGUCGUCCGGCAAGCCGACCGGGGCAUAUGCGUCCUUCGGGUCCAAAUACCCCGGCACCAACAAGACGUACGUCUCGUCUUUCGGCAAAGACACGGAUCGUUUCGAGUUGAUCGAGCGCCAGGAGAAGUCCAUGGGAACCCGACAGUCCUCUGCCGGCGACAGCGUUGAGCAAAUCCUGCCUCCGGGUGAACCGCACGAUCCUCAUCGAAUCACUGUGACGAGGGAAUAUAUCCUUGAAGAGGAUCGGGCCAGUCCAGCCCCGGAGCAUAGAUAG